Adineta steineri is the source of this 1092-nucleotide messenger RNA. The record is from the annotation of a GenBank genome assembly. Lineage: Eukaryota; Metazoa; Rotifera; Eurotatoria; Adinetida; Adinetidae.
AUGGUAGAUAUUAACAAACGGGUGUUUUGGCAUUUUACAUUUAAAGAUAUAUUAACUAUUCUAUGUUCAGCUGCUAUACCCAUAGCUCUUGCUAUUUAUACUGCAAUUGGGUCUCAACAACAGAAACAAGAAGCUGAAAAAACACGGCAGUUUGAUUUGGAACAAGCUGAAAAAAUGCGACAGUUUGAUUUGAAACAAUCAGCACAAUUAAGACAAGAAACACUUUAUGAUGAAUUUUUAAAUAAUAUUUAUAAAUUAGAUAAAGAUGGUUAUCUCAACGACACAAGAAAUCCAUGGGCAUUUGCAAAUGCAUAUUAUCGUGCUGCUCAUCGUCAAUGGGAUACAACGCGUAAAGCAGAUGUUAUACAAUUUCUUAAAGAAAAGCAAUUAAUUGGCAGAAAUAAUUGUUCUAAUGGAUGUAGAGCAACAAAAUUAGAUGAUAUAAUCCGUUUGGAUGAGCUAAAUUUUGAUAAUGUACAUUUAGCAAGUCAAACAGGUGUAUUAAAUCAAUUGAAUUUACAAUGCGUUUCUUUUGAUCAAGUAUCAAUGUCAAAUGCGGAGUUUUCAUUUGCUAGUUUAAAUGGUGUAUCAUUUGAUGGAGGACGAUUGGAUAACGCGAAAUUUGAUGGUUCAUCUUUACUUUGUGCUAGUUUUAAUGGUGUAAAUUUGUCGGGCGCAGAUUUUGGAAAAACAGAUCUGACAGGUGCAUACUUUUCAAACAGUGAUUUGUCAGGAGUUAAAAUAACAGAAGAUCAAAUAAACCAGGCAACUUUUCAUAAUGUGAUUAUGCCAAACGGAGUGAAGAGUGAAAUUACAUCCUCAACGACAACAAAAAAACCUAUAACAAAAACAACAACAAUAAUUAAAACAAAAAUGUGGACAACAAUAUCAUCAUCAUCGUCAUCAUCAACCUCGACAAUAUCAUCGAUAACAACACCAUCAACAACAACAACAACUUCAAAAACAUCAUCAAGAACAACUUCGUCAACAGCAACGACAACAACAGCAAUACCGAGUGAGUACUAUGUUAAAUUAUUUGCAGGGACUCAAAAGAUGAGUUUUACUAGAAGUAACGAUAUUUACCAGUUUUAA